Molecule: messenger RNA, 803 nt
Organism: Drosophila nasuta
Lineage: Eukaryota; Metazoa; Arthropoda; Insecta; Diptera; Drosophilidae
Exons: 5
Coding region: 69-785 (238 amino acids)
Source: RefSeq, a predicted model, not a curated record
UUUGCUAUGUUUACAAAAAUAUUAUUUCUAAAAUAUUUCGAAUUACGUUCUUAUAACUUAAGAGCGUGAUGAUCAUUUAUAUAAUAUCAACAAACGGCCUGAGAUUUAUGCUAAAUGUUAUUUCAUACUUUGAAAUCAACGCGAGCUAUAGAGCAAGUUACUAUUUAGUCAGGGAUACAAUCUACUGGCUAGAGCAAUAUCCUCAGGCAGUUUCUGUAUUUCUUCAAUUAUACAGCAUUGGUCACGUCAUGUCCUGCGCCUUCGCAGCUUAUGGCGCUUAUAUGAUCAAACAGCGAUUUGUUAUACCUCUAGCUGUAUUUGAAUUUAUUUAUAUUGUGGAAACUGUUACGCUUUUUACAUUGUUUCUAAGAAUCCUUCGGCAUUUUCUAAGCAUAACUCACUUGACUCUGUUAACAAUCUCAGCUACUUUUUAUUGUAUGCUGGUCGCAUAUGAUUUUUUGGCCAUCGUCGCCUUUGAGCAAAUUGUUAGACUGGUGAAGAGCAAGCGAUAUCAGGAAAUUUACGGCACAGAUCCUUUAAAUCCCAUAAUAACACCUAAGCAAAAGAUAUUUAUCAGCACAGAAGAACAAAAUUUGGACCAUCCCAUAAUUGUCUAUGUGAUGCCAUUCAAAUGGUGGCAAAUGGAGGCUUUGGAUCGUAAAAGCUUUAAGGAAACUCCACAAGCAGAUGACUGCCAUAAAUAUUUUCAAAGUCAAGAGCUUGUGCCUGAGAUAAUGCUUCAUAACGCGACAAACAUAAGAAAGAGCCAGAAGUAUAAAUAUUAAUGUCGAUAUUGAAGCAAU